AUGGAGUCCACUGAACACUUACACAUUGACUUUGCAAAAGACACAUAUGCGGCCACAAACCACAAGGACGAGUUCCCACAGAUGACAGCAUGGCUGGAACGGCGUGAAAAAGUUCUCUUCCAUGAGAAAUUCAUUGAAUGGAGGUUGACAGCAGUGGCUACUGCACAUCCAUCACCAGGCUAUUGGGAGCCUCCGGACAGAAGCCUCGCGCUCUCCCAUCAUCUGAUGAAGCAUCCCACACGCAAGGCAGUCCCCAUCGAACUUAUAUCUCCGCCAUCUGGAUAUGGGGCUACAUUCUUUCGCUCUGCUUUGGCUCGAUACCUUAUCCACAAAAAACACCCAUUGCUAUCCCAGCGAGAAGUUACUGAACAAGCAAGCAAUCACAUCAUACCAUUUGACUCCCUUCCUGUCUUUCACAAGCUCAAAUUCAAACUCUCCGAUAACGAAGACACCUACAAUGCCAUUCAUGCAGUUGCUGACAAGACAGCCGGGUCAUCCUCAAUAACAGGUCUUCGUGUUGGUAGAGUCCAACUCAUCUUCGCAACUCCCAAGAUAUACUCUGCCCAGAGAGCAUUCAGAACUGCUGAGGAAGUCAAGCACCUUGCCUACAUCAAGUGGUAUUCACCACUUACCAGGCUCCCGGAUGCAAACUACCCCAUGUACAAGAUCAGCCGCAUCGCAAACGAGGCUUCUGUGGUCCUGGUAUCAGCAAUCGAGCGAAGCAUACAUUUGUAUCCUAAGUGGGGAGGGCCGCUUGAACCAUAUGCCGGUUAUUCACAAACAAGCAUGAUCAAGGAUGAGGACAACAACAGCAACCAUGUUCCCGGUCAACGACAAAUAGAAAGCGAUACCACACCGCCUCGCUACUACCUCGGACUCAAAUGGCCCAAACAUUUUCCUCCACCUCCUUCGUUCAAACGUGACCCCACUUGGCCCAACACACAAACACUCACUGCCCAACAAAACGAGAUCGAACUCUUUUGCAGUGAUGACCUCCAUUUCGACCUAUAUCAACUCCUACACCCUGUUCCUCAUUCAUCUACCCAGCACAAUCACACCACUCGGAUCUCAGGAGAGCGCGUCAACUCGGACUCACUCGGGUGUGUGCAGAUCAACUGCAACCAAGACAGCAAAUUGGACUCAGGGGAGGAUAUACUGGAAGUCAAGAGAGAUGAGGUUGUGCCGUCAUCUGUGGACGGGGAAGAGGAUGCUGUUAGUGUUUGCCUACUAGGUUCAGAUGAUGAGCAACUGGCUCGGAACUACCCCAGUGCUCACCAGGCAUACCCAAAACUCCUACGACCCCACAAAUUGACCUUCUGCAUGUUGAUCGUGACACUUCAUCUGUCCACUCUGAAUUAA
Molecule: messenger RNA, 1359 nt
Organism: Pleurotus ostreatus (oyster mushroom)
Lineage: Eukaryota; Fungi; Basidiomycota; Agaricomycetes; Agaricales; Pleurotaceae
Exons: 5
Coding region: 1-1359 (452 amino acids)
Source: RefSeq, a predicted model, not a curated record